Messenger RNA from Pogonomyrmex barbatus (red harvester ant), 450 nucleotides. RefSeq lists its product as uncharacterized. NCBI's taxonomy places the organism in Eukaryota, Metazoa, Arthropoda, Insecta, Hymenoptera, Formicidae. The record is from RefSeq and is a predicted model, not a curated record.
AUGGCUGUCUACUGCCGCGUGAUGCAGCUCAAAGAUCGGCGAGGAGUUCGUCCCAGGGCCGUAAACCAAAUUAGGAGGGAAAAACGGUGGCGAAUAAUCGAAAUAAAAAAUAGUCGAAAGACUACUUGGCGGACUCCGCCACCGCCGGCGCCCGGACGAUCUACUGUCCGGUCCUGCCUAGCGGAAUGGCUAGGCAGAGGCCAUGGGGGAUUGACCUAUCGGAGUUUGACCCAGGUACUCUCCGGACAUGGUUGCUUCGGAGAGUACCUGAGAAUCGGGAAGGAGCGCACGACUCGAUGCUGGCACUGUGCGGCCUGUCGGAACGCGCAACAUACAUUGGAGGAGUGCUCCGCUUGGGACCGAGAAUGCGGAGUCCUGAUCGCAGUAUCAGGAGAACACCUCUCGCUGCCGGCCCUCGUCAACAAAAUGAUCGGCAGCGAGGAGGUCUGA